Suncus etruscus (white-toothed pygmy shrew) is the source of this 2077-nucleotide messenger RNA. It is a transcript of the gene FBLN1, whose product is annotated as fibulin 1. Gene Ontology annotation, molecular function: calcium ion binding; peptidase activator activity. Gene Ontology annotation, biological process: extracellular matrix organization. Lineage: Eukaryota; Metazoa; Chordata; Mammalia; Eulipotyphla; Soricidae. Gene Ontology annotation, cellular component: extracellular region. The record is from RefSeq and is a predicted model, not a curated record.
GCGCCUUUGUCCGGCCAUGGAGCGCCCCGCGCCGCUGGUGCUGAUGCUGCUGGGGAUGGUGGCCACGGGGAUGCUCGGCCGCGCGCUGGCCGGCCCAGUGGACACCGACGUCACCAUGGAGACCUGCUGCGCUGAGGGACACCACACGGCCACGCAGCAGAAGAGCUGCCCAGAGCCUCGCACUGCAGUGUCCCGGGAGUGCAGGAUGGUCCAGGAGCAGUGCUGCCAGAACCAGGUGGAGGAGCUGUUUUGCGCUAGUGGCAUCAACCUGGCUAGCGAGCAGGAGGACUGCGCGGUCACACUGGCCGAUAACAGCAGCCUGGAGGCCAUGAUUGUGAAGAGGUGCUGCCACUGCUGCCUGCUGGGCAAGGCGGCCCAGGCCCGGGGCCAGAGCUGCGAGUCCAGCCUCAUGGUGGGCUACCAGUGCGGGCUGGUGUUCCGCGCCUGCUGCGUCAAGGGCCACGAGCCGGCCGAGCUCCCCCCGGGCCACGUUGCUGACCUCCCCGAGCCCCCUAAGAUCUCUGGGGCGAUGGAGGACAUGGAUGACCCCUACCUGAACGACCGCUGCCGAGGUGGCGGGCCGUGCAAGCAGCAGUGUCGCGACACGGGGGAGGGCGUCCUGUGCUCCUGCUUUGUGGGCUACCAGCUGCAGGCGGACGGCGUGUCCUGCGAGGAUAUCAACGAGUGCAUCACGGGCACCCACACGUGCCGGCUGGGUGAAUCCUGCAUCAACACCAUGGGCUCCUUCCGGUGUCAGCGCGACAGCAGCUGCGGCACCGGCUACGAGCUGACAGAGGACAAUGACUGCAAAGAUAUUGACGAGUGCGACACUGGUAUUCAUAACUGCCUCCCCGAUUUUAUCUGUCAGAAUACUCCGGGAUCCUUCCGCUGCAGACCCAAGCAACAGUGUAAAAGCGGCUUUAUACAAGAUGCACUAGGCAGCUGUAUUGACAUCAAUGAGUGCCUGAGCACCAGCGCCCCCUGCCCGCCGGGUCAGACCUGCAUCAACACGGACGGCUCCUAUACCUGCCGGAAGAACGUGCCCACCUGUGGCCGAGGCUACCACCUCAACGAGGAGGGCACACGCUGUGUGGACGUGGACGAGUGUCAGCGGCCCUCGGAGCCCUGCGGACGGGGCCACCUUUGCAUCAACACCCUGGGGAGCUUCCGCUGUGAGUGCCAGGCUGGCUACUUCUUCGACGGUGCCAGCAAAACCUGUUUGGACAUAGACGAGUGUCGCCGCUUCCCCGGGCGCCUUUGCAGCCACCGUUGCUCCAACACACCUGGCUCCUACGCCUGCAGCUGCAGCACCGGCUUCCGCCUGGCCCCCGACGGCCGCUCUUGCGAAGAUGUGAAUGAGUGUGACAGCAAGCCCUGCAGCCAGGAGUGCGCCAACGUCUAUGGCUCCUACCAGUGCUACUGCCGACGUGGCUACCAGCUCAGUGACGUGGACGGUGUCACCUGCGAGGACAUCGACGAGUGUGCGCUGCCCACGGGAGGUCACAUCUGUUCGUACCGCUGCAUCAACGUCCCGGGAAGCUUCCAGUGCAGCUGCCCCUCCUCGGGGUACAGGCUGGCCCCCAACGGCCGCAACUGCCAAGACAUCGACGAGUGUGUCACGGGCGUACACAACUGCUCUGUCAACGAGACUUGCUUCAACAUCCAGGGCGGCUUCCGCUGCUUGGCCUUUGAGUGCCCCGAGCACUACCGACGCUCCGCCAGCAGCCGCUGCGAGCGUUUGCCAUGCCACGACAACCUGGAGUGCGCCCAGCUGCCCCUGCGGAUCACUUCCUACUACCUGGCCUUCCCCACCAGCAUCCAGGUGCCCGCCGUGGUCUUCCGCAUGGGCCCGUCCAGCUCGGUGCCCGGCGACAGCAUGCAGCUGGCCAUCACAGACGGCAACGAGGAAGGCUUCUUCAGUGCCCGCAAGCUGGGCCACAGCGGGGUGGUGGCCCUCACCAAGCCGGUGCCCGAGCCCCGAGACGUGCUGCUGACCGUCAGGAUGGACCUGUUCCGCCACGGCACUGUCAGCUCCUUUGUGGCCAAACUCUACAUCUUCUUGUCCGCCGAGCUCUGA